AUGACUGACCCACCGCCGUCAUUGCCUUCCACAAUGAUCAACGAUGGAGUGGAAGCAAUUCGUCAGGCUCAAUACAGCAAGAGUUUUGAUGAAGGGCUUGCUAAAGGAUCUGGCGAAGGAUUCAGCAAAGGAUUUGAAGCAGGCCUCAAGACAGCUGUUGAAGCAGUCCUCCAAGUCUGCGAAAAUGACACUCAUUGCCGAUCAAUCGCCUUGUCAGUCCUUCAAGAAGCGUUGGGGAAGGAACAGAUGCCUGAUAUUGGCAAGGUUAUUAUCUCUGCGGAUAGCAGUAACACCAGUAGCAGCAAUGAUCAUGAAGAGGAAGCAGGCACCCAUUUUACGACUGUUUCAAGCAAUCAACAUACAGUGGUGAACCACGCUGCUAUUGCUGGUCAUUCUUAUAAACAAGAUGCUGUCCUCAGCAAUGUACCCAAUUGA
Cylindrotheca closterium is the source of this 435-nucleotide messenger RNA. Lineage: Eukaryota; Bacillariophyta; Bacillariophyceae; Bacillariales; Bacillariaceae. The record is from the annotation of a GenBank genome assembly.